Molecule: messenger RNA, 834 nt
Organism: Verticillium dahliae VdLs.17
Lineage: Eukaryota; Fungi; Ascomycota; Sordariomycetes; Glomerellales; Plectosphaerellaceae
Exons: 4
Coding region: 72-308 (78 amino acids)
Biological process (GO): chromosome segregation; mitotic cell cycle; kinetochore assembly
Cellular component (GO): nucleoplasm; kinetochore
Molecular function (GO): protein heterodimerization activity
Source: RefSeq, a predicted model, not a curated record
AACACCAACGCGUGGCGAAUGUGCAAGCGACACUCUUUCUAGAAUCACCACUUCCCCUAAUACAGCACACAAUGGCACCCAUCAAGAAAGCCUAUCCCCGGGCAACGGCGAAGAAGAUUUUGAAGGCGCACUCCAACUGCAAUGCCACCAAGAACCUCGAUGUGCUGGUGUAUCUCAACUAUAUGCGGUUCAUGCAAACAGUGUUGAAGGAGGCAGCAAUCGACUCCAAGGCCUCUGGGGAAAGAACAAUUACGCCAACGAGUGUGCGGAAGGCGACUGUGGAUGCGCUAGCCAAGUUCAAGAGCUGAGAGAAGCCGCAUUGCUUCUGCCAAUUAUCGAUAUGGCCCCUAACCUAACGAUCAUAACGAGCCGACACGCUGCCACUACGAGUUUACGACACUGAUGACGGAAUGAAGAAAAAUAUCCAUGGACCAAGCGCCGGGCGUGCCAUCGCAGAACCCACGAUAUAGAGGAUCUCUGCUCACAGAGCGCCCAACAGGUCUCACAGAUGGCCCGAAAGGCGUUUCUGUAGUGGACUGAUUGCUGCGGAAAGAAUCUUGUGGUGGUACUGCGAUCGUAGUUCGUGGGAACCGGCUUGGCCAAUGCUCCCUUCUACGUGAAAGUAUCGCGCUGGGAGUCGACGGUCAGAUACCCGCGUCUCGAGUCUAUCUAUCCAUCGAGCCUGAGUCAAGGACUCUUCGUGCUGGGUUGUCAGGGAAGCCACGUGAGGGAUGUUGCCUUUCAGAGGUAGCCUGCAGCCAUCCAAAGGAUGCCUCUGGGAUGGUUAAUCGAAGACAAGAAUGCAUAGAUCUAAUGCAUAGAUAUGUCACUAUG